CGAUGUGAGACUUUAAGGAGACCAACAUUAUCCUAUGUAUGUUCUUUUCUUCUAAAAAUCAACUCUUGUUUUCAAGACAAAAGGUUUUCUAUAUUUUCGGCAAUGACAAAACGACGUCAUUCUUUCGUUUGGACACUGAAAUGGUAUGCUAGAUUUUCCUUUUUCCAGUGUUUUAUGUUUAAAGGGUGUUUGGUUAAGUUUGCAAAGUUGAAGUCUUUGUAACUAGUACGGAAGAUUUCUUCGAAAUAUGUUGCUGCUGUGCUUGCAUUUGAUUCAGUUUCUAGGGAAGUUACCCUCUUGAGUUUUCCAUGAAGUGGGUUUCUCUGUUGUAGCUAUGAAGUUGCGUCUUGCGACAAUUAGAAGGUUGUUAAUUGUUGGGGUGUUCGUUGUUGCGAUAGUUGUUUUCCAAUGUUGUUGGACAACGUAUAAAUCUCUGUUGGAUGCUGAUGGGAGCUCAGUGGCAUUCCCAGUUGCAGUUUCCAUUUCUGAGAAUUCAGAAAACGAGGGUGUGUAUAGAUCCACAGCAAACAAUGUCAUGGUCAAUCUCACUUUUGCCUCUCGUUCAGAAGAAUAUGCUUCUGAGAAAGAAGCUGAUUUGGGCCAUGAAUUGGAAUCUAAUAGGGGGAAAAAUUCAAGAGAGGGACACCUCCCCAAUAAGGGUUUCAAAGUGGGAAGUCAUGAGGAUGCAAUUGAAGGUUUCACUCAAAAAAGACCUAAGUAUGCACUUGUGGAUAACAACCACAAUAUUCAACAUAAUGUGCAGUUUGCAUCACAAGAGAUUCCUUCUGAGGACAUUAAAAUUCAAGAUGCUGGUUUUGACAUGUCUGAUGAGUUUCUUGUAGGAAAAGAACAUUCCAAUGCCAGUAGAAUAGAGAGUGUGGAAAUGGAACCACAGCUGUUGAAAUCUCCUUUAUCCAUGUGGAAGAUGGAUGCCUCAUCAAACAGGAGUAAGUUGGUGUGGCCAACUUCAAUGAAAGAUAUGAGCUCAUUGCUUCAGAGUUUUAAUUCUGCUUCUAUGAGGCCAAGGUGGUCUUCUAGACCGGACAGGGAACUGUUUUCUGCAAAACUAGAGAUUGAAAAUGCCCGUGUCAUAUCAAAUUCUUCAGAACUAUAUGCACCUGUUUUCCUAAAUGUUUCCAAGUUUUCAAGGAGUUACACUUUGAUGGAGCGCAAGCUCAAAGUUUUUGUCUAUAGGGAGGGAGCAAAACCUAUAUUUCAUCAACCUAAGAUGAGAGGAAUUUAUGCCUCAGAGGGUUGGUUUAUGAAAUUGAUGGAAGGAAAUAAAAGGUUCAGUGUGAAGGAUCCCCGAAAAGCUCAUUUGUUUUACCUACCAUUCAGUUCACAAAUACUAAGAGCUACUCUUCCUAACCAGAAGCAGAUGGAGCAAUACCUUGAGAAAUAUGUGGAGUUAAUUGCAGGAAAAUAUCGUUUCUGGAAUAGAACUGAUGGAGCUGACCAUUUUCUUGUUGCUUGUCAUGAUUGGGCCUCCCAAAUCACAAGGCAACCAAUGAAAGGUUGUAUAAGGUCUCUCUGUAAUUCCAAUGCUGCUAAAGGCUUCCAAAUAGGGAAGGACACUACUCUACCUGUCACCUACAUACACUCUGUGAUGAAUCCACUAAGAGAAUUUGUGGGAAAAGCUCCUUCAGAAAGGUCUAUUCUGGCAUUUUUUGCAGGAAACAUGCAUGGUUAUCUCCGUCCAAUCCUGCUAAAACACUGGAAGAAUAAAGAACCUGACAUGAAAAUUUUUGGUCCAAUGCCACGUGAUUUGGAAGGUAAAAAAUUGUAUAUGGAAUACAUGAAUAGCAGCAAGUACUGCAUAUGUGCUAGAGGUCAUGAGGUUCACACACCAAGAAUCAUUGAGGCUAUUUUUUCUGAGUGUGUGCCUGUCAUCAUAUCAGAUAACUAUGUGCCUCCUUUCUUUGAGGUAUUGAAUUGGGAAGCUUUUUCUGUGUUUGUUCUUGAGAGGGAUAUUCCUAGUCUCAGAAACAUGCUUCUCUCAAUCUCAGAAGAGAAGUACCUUGCACUGCAUUUGGGAGUGAAGAAGGUUAGGCAGCAUUUUCUGUGGCACAAAGUUCCUGUUAAGUAUGACUUGUUUCACAUGAUUCUUCACGCAGUAUGGAACAAUAGGCUUUCUCAGAUCAGACCCAGGUGAUGAUAUCAUUGAUGUGAACAAGUUGUAGAAAUCAGCUUGAAAAACUGUAGAAAUCAGCUUGAAAAACUAUAGAAAUCAGCUUGAAAAACUGUAGAAAUGAUGGACUGAAUAGAGUAAUUGCAGAAAGGUAUUUCUGAUGUUUUCAUUAUGUCAUUAAGACUUGCUGCACUAUGCAUUGAAAAGUUAAUAAUAUUAAAAUAUCUGUAUAAUA
Vigna radiata var. radiata (mung bean) is the source of this 2363-nucleotide messenger RNA. RefSeq names its product probable glycosyltransferase At3g07620. NCBI's taxonomy places the organism in Eukaryota, Viridiplantae, Streptophyta, Magnoliopsida, Fabales, Fabaceae. The transcript is spliced from 4 exons. The record is from RefSeq and is a predicted model, not a curated record. Gene Ontology annotation, molecular function: glycosyltransferase activity. Bases 335 to 2152 code for a protein of 605 amino acids.